UGCAAAAUCUCUCUCUCUCUCUCUCUCUCUCUCUCUCUCUCUUCAAUGGCGGAGUCGCAGCAAGCAGAGCUGUUUGAACUCAGCAAUGGAAGCAUGGUGGUGAAGAUCAGCAACUGGGGCGCCACCAUUACUUCCCUCCAUGUCCCUGAUGCCAACGGAAAUCUUGCGGACGUCGUUCUUGGAUUCGACACGCUCGAACCUUAUCUGAAAGGAGCUGCACCUUACUUUGGCUGCAUUGUUGGUCGCGUUGCAAAUAGAAUCAAAGAGGGGAAGUUCACACUCAAAGGGAAGGAGUAUUCUUUGCCCAUCAAUAACCCGCCCAACAGUCUCCAUGGUGGGCACAAGGGUUUUGACAAAGUGAUAUGGGAAGUUGUGGAACGGAAAGAUGGUGAAAUGCCAUCAAUCACCUUCAAAUAUCACAGUCGUGAUGGUGAAGAAGGUUACCCUGGAGAUGUUACUGUAACUGCAACUUACACUCUCACUGCAAAGACGACAAUGAGACUUGACAUGGAAGCCGUGCCUGAGAACAAGGCCACUCCAAUUAGCUUAGCCCAACACACCUACUGGAAUUUAGCAGGACACCACUCCGGAAAUGUCCUCGAGCAUUUAGUCCAGAUAUGGGCAUCUCAUGUAACACCUGUUGAUCAGUAUACAGUUCCGACAGGCGAAAUCAUGCCAGUUAAAGGUACCCCCUUUGACUUCACAGCUGAGAAAAAGAUUGGUAGCAGGAUCAGUGAGGUCCCUGGCGGGUACGAUCACAACUACGUGCUUGAUUGCGGGGAAGAGAAAUUGGGCUUGAAGCACGCGGCCAAAGUGAAGGACCGGUUGAGCUCGAGGGUCUUGAAUAUAUGGACCAAUGCACCUGGUGUUCAGUUUUACACUGGAAACUACGUCAAUGGUGUGGUUGGUAAAGGUAGAGCUGUUUAUGGAAAGCAUGCAGGGCUCUGUUUGGAAACUCAGGGAUUCCCAAAUGCCAUAAAUCAGCCGAACUUCCCAUCUGUUGUGGUGCAACCAGGCGAGAAGUAUAAGCAUACCAUGCUGUUUGAGUUCUCUGUUGAAGAUCAAUGAUUUUCAACGAAAUGUGGAUUGAUGAAGAAGGUGAUCUUUUAUCCGGCUUUUUACCUCAUUUGGGUGUGUUUUAGCUUAAGUGUUGAUAAAAUAAUGAUAAAUAAAAGAAACCAAUAUAUGAAAUCUAGUUAUCUGUUUUAUAGAUACUGUGAUUAGAAGAAAAACAAUUCUAUCA
This is a messenger RNA of Magnolia sinica, 1243 nucleotides long. RefSeq lists its product as uncharacterized. NCBI's taxonomy places the organism in Eukaryota, Viridiplantae, Streptophyta, Magnoliopsida, Magnoliales, Magnoliaceae. Gene Ontology annotation, molecular function: carbohydrate binding; aldose 1-epimerase activity. Gene Ontology annotation, biological process: glucose metabolic process; beta-D-galactose catabolic process via UDP-galactose, Leloir pathway. The record is from RefSeq and is a predicted model, not a curated record. The coding region runs from base 46 to 1068 and encodes 340 amino acids. The transcript has 5 exons.